This is a messenger RNA of Pyrus x bretschneideri (Chinese white pear), 1305 nucleotides long. Its product is annotated as protein STRICTOSIDINE SYNTHASE-LIKE 10. The record is from RefSeq and is a predicted model, not a curated record. Gene Ontology annotation, molecular function: strictosidine synthase activity. Gene Ontology annotation, biological process: biosynthetic process. The transcript is spliced from 3 exons. Bases 16 to 1143 code for a protein of 375 amino acids. NCBI's taxonomy places the organism in Eukaryota, Viridiplantae, Streptophyta, Magnoliopsida, Rosales, Rosaceae.
GUUUACUCGGAAGAGAUGAACCCAAAGUUAAGGUUGAUUGCAGGAGUACUUGCGGUGGUGGCCGCAGCGUUGGCCGUCAACCCACCUGACUACUGGAAGCUCUUUGGGCUUGGAGUAGCUCCGAUUCCGGGCUCCAUUGACCUCCUCCACACUGCACAAGUCAUCCCUGUUCCUGGAGCCUUGGGACCCGAGAGUCUCGCCUUCGACCCCACCGGAGAUGGGCCCUACACCGGCGUCGCCGACGGCCGUGUUCUCAAGUGGGAUCGGAACAAUCGCCGGUGGACUGAUUUUGCAGUCACUACUUCCCAAAGGAAGGAAUGUGUUCGCCCUUUCGCACCAGAAAUGGAGCAUGUCUGUGGAAGGCCUUUAGGAUUAAAAUUUGAUAAGAAAAAUGGAGAUCUUUAUAUCGCUGAUGCGUAUCUUGGCCUUCAAGUAGUAGGUCCUGCUGGAGGGUUGGCAUCUCAAGUGGUCAGAGAAGUUGAAGGUCAGCCACUUCUCUUCACCAAUGACUUGGACAUUGAUGAGCAUAAGGAUGUAAUUUACUUCACAGAUUCAAGCACAAUCUUCCAGAGAAGGCAGUUCAUGUCAUCAGUCUUUAACGGAGACAGGACUGGCAGAUUACUAAAGUACAACAAAUCAAGCAAAGAAGUAACUGUUUUACUACGAGGUCUUGCCUUUGCCAAUGGUGUUGCUCUGAGCAAAGACCGCUCUUUUGUGCUAGUAGCUGAAAGCACUACUUGCAGGAUCUUGAGGGUUUGGCUUGAUGGUCCAAAUGCUGGAAAUACUGAUGUUUUUGCUGAGCUUCCAGGAUUCCCAGACAACAUAAGAAGGAACUCGAAUGGAGAGUUUUGGGUUGCAUUGCAUGCAAAGAGUGGAUUUGUAUCCAAGUUUAUUACCUCGAACACAUGGGUUGGAAAGUCGAUGUUAAAGCUUCCUCUCGACUUUAAGCGGCUGCAUUCCCUACUAGUAGGAGGCAAGGCCCAUGCAACUGCCGUGAAGUUGAGCGAGAAUGGAGAAGUUUUGCAAGUUUUGGAAGAUUGUGAGGGAAAGACUAUGAAGUUCAUUAGUGAACUGGAAGAGAAGGAUGGGGAGCUCUGGAUGGGGUCAGUUUUAAUGCCUUUCAUAGGCAUUUAUAAACUAUAGAAAGUAUGAAGCAAUUAGCUUUUGAUGUAAUUUCAAUAAAACAUGUACUUUAACAUGCAUAGCAGAAUCUGUUUGAAUCAUUUUCUCUCCUUGUUGUACAAACCUUAUCAACGUUUCUGUUCCACUACUGAAUAAAAAUUACUGUUAGAAAUGUUUCAACAA